Epithele typhae is the source of this 1020-nucleotide messenger RNA. RefSeq lists its product as uncharacterized. The record is from RefSeq and is a predicted model, not a curated record. Lineage: Eukaryota; Fungi; Basidiomycota; Agaricomycetes; Polyporales; Epitheliaceae. The transcript has 5 exons. Bases 1 to 1020 code for a protein of 339 amino acids.
AUGUCAGGAGGCGGCGGUAGGGCACCUUCCGUCUUUGCUCUCGAGCAGGUCAAUUUUCCUCAUCUCUGCCAUUCUCGCCCAUGUCUCAUCUCUCGUAGCGACCCCUUGAACCUCCUUCUCCCCAACCCCCUCGCCGGCAUGAUACACAAACUGUACGAGGUCUGGAUCACCUGCGACGGCAAACCCCUCCCCGAGUACUCUGUGCGCCCUCAGGGAUCUGACGGGCGACUCGCGACGUGCUACAUCCCCAGCGAGAGCGCAAAAAACUUCGCAAUCCACUGGCACGAUCGCGCAGCCACCGACGACCUCAGCCUCCUCUUCGACAUCGACGGCCAGCGGCUCUCUGUCGGCAAGUUGUGUCGUGCGGGGAGGUGUGGGCGCAAGGCGGGGAUAGUGACGGCUGCUGGCGCGCGCGCGUUCAUGUUCUCGGAGCUGAUGACCACCGGGCCCAUCCACCGAGACCUGGGCUCCAUCAGAGUCAACCUCACCCGCGUGCGUUCCAACGCGAGCCAGGUCGACUUCCUCUCGGAGCAGUUCGCUGGAGUGGGGCCUGUCCACGAGCGAAGCAAGAUGUCCGGGACGCAUGGCGUAGGACUUGGUCACGUCCACUCGCCCCGCACGGUCGCGAAGCGCAAACACGUCAAGGCACCCAAGCCGGUUGAUCCCUCUGAAGGCUGCAUCGCGGUCUUCGUGUUCAACUACAGGCCAUAUGCUGUGCUGCAAGCACAAGGAAUCGUACCCCUGAUGACGCAUUUCCCUUCAAGACCUCUGUCGGUGGAGGAUGACACGCCUGUCCCUGACCUCGUCGAGGUGAAGAAGCGCAGCUGCUCGCCUGACCUUCACACUGUUAUAAAGCGUUUUCAAGAAAAGGAUGAAUACAGCACUUCGUCUGAUGAGCAGGACCUGAUCUUGUCGCCUGCAAAAGCAAAAGCGUCUGAGUCGGAUGACGAACUUGAAGCGCUGCAGGCAAGCCUUCGCUCACUCAGAGCCCCGAUCAAAUCUGACCGUGGUUCAGCGUGA